Molecule: messenger RNA, 573 nt
Organism: Aphanomyces invadans
Lineage: Eukaryota; Oomycota; Saprolegniomycetes; Saprolegniales; Verrucalvaceae
Exons: 4
Coding region: 1-573 (190 amino acids)
Biological process (GO): meiotic DNA double-strand break formation; reciprocal meiotic recombination; meiotic DNA double-strand break processing
Cellular component (GO): nuclear chromosome
Molecular function (GO): DNA binding; DNA topoisomerase type II (double strand cut, ATP-hydrolyzing) activity
Source: RefSeq, a predicted model, not a curated record
AUGGGAGUGGGCGGCAAAGCGAUCCCGCCCUACAUCGACCGCCUCACCAACCUGUCGAGCGAUGCCAAGUUCAUCUUGCUCGUGGAAAAAGACGCGGCAUUCAUGCGUCUGGCUGAAGACCGCUUUUAUAACAAGUACCCAUGCAUCAUCCGAACAGCCAAGGGCCAACCCGAUGUGGCGACGCGAAGUUUCUCAAGCAAAUCCACGAUCCUUGCGGUUCCUUCGCAUCAUGCAAGGUCUUUCCUAUCGCCAUGGCAUGUACGGCUCAAGAUCCUGUCGGUGUACAUGAGCGGGUCCAAGAAAUUGUCGUACGACCUUGCGAGUUUGACCUGUCGGGACAUGAAGUGGCUCGGCGCGCGGCCGCCCGACGUAACCAAGUACAAAAUCCCCGACCAGUGCCGGCUUCCCAUGAAGGACUCGGACACUAAGGCAGGAAUGGACUUGCUCGACGAAGAAUUCAUGAAAUACGCCCCCCUCUGGUCCAAGUAUCUCACGAAAGAAUACCUGCCUCGGAAACUCCGCGACGGGAGCGAUUGGAUUUUGCAGUCCGUGGACACAUUUCCGUUCUACUAA